Molecule: messenger RNA, 2511 nt
Organism: Oncorhynchus kisutch (coho salmon)
Lineage: Eukaryota; Metazoa; Chordata; Actinopteri; Salmoniformes; Salmonidae
Product: brain-derived neurotrophic factor
Exons: 2
Coding region: 1621-2430 (269 amino acids)
Biological process (GO): neuron projection morphogenesis; positive regulation of peptidyl-serine phosphorylation; modulation of chemical synaptic transmission
Cellular component (GO): axon; dendrite; synaptic vesicle
Molecular function (GO): nerve growth factor receptor binding; growth factor activity
Source: RefSeq, a predicted model, not a curated record
AGUUCGCAAUCAGCGAUCAGUCAUUCACUUCGCGCAAAUCGUGGUGCUGUCCGCGGUUCUGAAUGUUUAGUAUGCGGCGCGUUGAUAGAGGCGCUGUCCGUGGUGCUGAAUGUUUAGUUCGUGGGCGCGCUGACCACAACACUGACAAUGGUGUUGUUGUUUUCUCGAGCUGAUCGCGGCGCUGUCCAUGUUGCUGAAUAUUUGUGCACUGGUAUAAUGGCACAACGAGGGAUUCCCACAGAUAAGUUAAAUGUGCACGCAUGAUUAUAUGUCAAGUUGGAUAAAGGCGUCUGGUAUAUGGCUAUUUUGUAUUGAAUCUGCGGCUUCUUCAAUUUAAGUUACAAUAAUUUCGAGAGCUAGCCUAUUCAAAUGCUUCUUUGUCUUACCUUCGGACAUUCCCUGAGAUGGUUAUAUCUACUUGUAACCCAUAGUUUUGUUGGUAUAACAUACAUGGCAUAGCCUACCUAUGGGAUCUGACGAUAAACCAUUUCAAAGGCUCCGGAAAACGAGGUCUAGCUAGGCAGGCUUACCUUUUGCAUUUAUAACACAUCUCCUGGUCUAUACAGGAGCAUUUCAAUGUAUCCACUGCUAGUCGUAAGUAGACUUAAUCAAUCCCAUACAGAAUAUACACUUAGUUAUAACACGUUAUACACGUUAUAUAACACACAUUGAAUGUAUGAUUCUGUCCAAUUUCACAACUAAAGUAACAGUGCUCUCUAAAGAAAUGCCAUAUUUCUGGUAAAAUGCAUGGAAUAAGAAUCUCUAUUUUUGGGUAGGGUAUUGGUUUUCUUAUUUUCAUGAUUUAUUUGGGAUUUUUUUAAAGACCAACACACACACACACACACACACACACACACACACACACACACACACACACACACACACACACACACACACACACACACACACACACACACACACACACACACACACACACAUAUAUAUAUACCAUAUAAGCCUCGGACAUCUUAUCAGAUCUAUUCACCACUUAUCAUGACACGCAAUGUAGCCACAUGGCACAGAAUCAAAUGCGUUAUUAUUUUUUUAUGAACAGUACAGCUACAAAAAUAUCACAUCUGAUGUCAGUGAAACACGGAAGAAAGAUCCAUGGCCAAUCCCUUCUUUAUCCCACUCCCAUCUGUCGACCAAAGGCGUAUAAAAAGCAUGAUGAGAGCUAGGCCUGCUUUAGGACUCUGGUAACGGUGUUUGGUGGCAAGCAACCAGUCAGCCAGCGGAGAGUCACAUGCUGCAACGUCAUUAUGUAGUAAGUUACUGUAAUUGCAAGGGAUACAGGCGUCAUUUCAAGCUCAAGAGGUCUCUCAUCGCGUAGUGCCGUCGCGGUGCGGCGUAUAGCAUGCAACCCCUUCGGUUUUAAGCGAUCUCCAAAGGAGCCGUGCAGCCAUGGGAGUCCAUUACCUCAACCAUGCAAUUUCCACCAUCAAUAAUUUAAUCUAUUUGCUCCAAAGCUGAAGAGAUAUCCUGAAGCUGUCGGACAGUACAGGGAAAAUAUAGCUUAAGUAAUUACACAGGGGGUUGUCCAAAACAUCCCAGAUGACACUGUCCUGUUGAAUGGUCUCCUUUACGAUUGGGCAAUAAAAGUUCCACCAGGUUAGAAGAGUGAUGACCAUCCUGUUCCUUACUAUGGUUAUUUCAUACUUCAGUUGCAUGAGAGCUGCUCCCAUGAGAGACGCCCCGGGUAUAAGGGGCCACCGAACGGAAGGCUACUUGGGUGCUGCAGUGACUGCCGGCCGGGGCCACGGGACUCCACAGAGCGGGGGUGGGCCGGGCCAGCAUGGGGGACUGCCCUCGCUCACAGACACAUUUGAGCAGGUGAUUGAGGAGCUCUUGGAGGUGGAUGGAGAAGCAGCUCAGCUGGGGCCUGGGGCUGACAAGGGCCAGGGAGGAGGGGGUCCUUCCUCUGUGGUCACCACGGAGACCAAGGAUGUCGACCUGUAUGCAUCGCGGGUGAUGAUCAGCAACCAAGUGCCUUUAGAGCCACCGCUGCUUUUUCUCCUGGAGGAAUACAAAAACUACCUGGACGCCGCUAACAUGUCCAUGAGGGUACGGCGGCAUUCUGACCCGUCGCGGCGUGGCGAGCUGAGUGUGUGUGAUAGUAUUAGCCAGUGGGUGACAGCUGUGGACAAAAAGACAGCGAUUGACAUGUCUGGGCAGACCGUUACCGUCCUGGAAAAGGUCCCUGUCCCCAAUGGCCAACUGAAGCAAUACUUUUAUGAGACCAAAUGUAACCCUAUGGGGUACACAAAGGAGGGCUGCCGUGGAAUAGACAAGAGGCAUUAUAACUCCCAAUGCAGGACAACCCAGUCCUACGUGCGAGCGCUCACCAUGGAUAGCAAAAAGAAGAUUGGCUGGCGGUUUAUAAGGAUAGACACAUCAUGUGUAUGCACAUUGACCAUUAAAAGAGGAAGAUAGUGUAUAUAAUGUAUAGAUUUUAUUGAGAGUUUAAAAAAGAGAGUAAAGAGAAAAUAUCUAUUUGUAUAUAUACAUAACAGG